Molecule: messenger RNA, 983 nt
Organism: Populus nigra (black poplar)
Lineage: Eukaryota; Viridiplantae; Streptophyta; Magnoliopsida; Malpighiales; Salicaceae
Exons: 2
Coding region: 1-891 (296 amino acids)
Source: RefSeq, a predicted model, not a curated record
AUGGUUGAGUUUAUUAUUGAGGUGGUAAAAGCUUGUCCUCAUGCAAUGAUUAGUGUAGAUGGCAACGGAAGGAACCUAUUUAUGUCCUCGAUUGCAAACAGGCAAGAAAAAGUGUUCAGCCUUUUCUAUGGACUGGAAGCAGAAAAAGCACGAUUUGUUUGCAUCGAAGAUUGCUCUGGAAAUACAAUGUUACAUUUGGCAGCAAAACUAUCACCUCCUUCUCAACUAGCUCGGAUCUCUGGUGCAGCUCUACAGAUGCAAAGAGAACUACAAUGGUACAAGGAAGUGGAAAGCAUUGUGGAUCCUAGAGACAAGGAUCAUCGUAAUAACAACAAUCAGACAGCCAGGGAAUUAUUUACGUCUGACCAUAAGGACUUGCUAGUGGAAGGAGAGCAAUGGAUGAAAGAAGCAGCAACUUCUUGUACAGUUGUGGGUGCUCUCAUCAUUACAAUCAUGUUUACUGUCGCAUUUACUGUUCCCGGCGGCAACGAUCAACAGACCGGCUAUCCGGUUUUUAAAGACAAGGAAUCUUUUACAGUUUUUAUAGUAGCGGAUGCAGUCUCUCUCUUUUCUUCAUCAACAUCAGUGUUGAUGUUCUUAGGAAUUCUUACGUCGCGAUACGCAGAGGAAGAUUUCCUUAAAUCCUUGCCCACUAAGUUAAUUAUCGGCCUUUCCAUGCUUUUCUUCUCUAUUGCAGCCAUGAUGGUAACCUUCUGUUCUGCUCUUGUAAUUAUGUUGGAUGGGAGACUGCAACUUAUAAUUCCAAUUGUACUGCUUGCCUCUAUCCCUGUAACUUUUUUCAUGUUGUUGCAAUUUCCCCUCCUAGUGGAGAUUUUUGUAUCCACAUAUGGACCAGGAAUCUUCAACAGAAAAAUGAAACGCUGGCACUGAUUAAUGGUUGCUAUUUUGACUGCUGCAUCUCUUUGUAAAAGGCUAUAUAAGCCUGCUGUUUGUGAUGAAUAAACAAGAGACUUCUCAUUCAA